Messenger RNA from Drosophila navojoa, 3037 nucleotides. RefSeq names its product apoptosis-resistant E3 ubiquitin protein ligase 1. Gene Ontology annotation, molecular function: ubiquitin protein ligase activity. Gene Ontology annotation, cellular component: cytoplasm; cytosol. Gene Ontology annotation, biological process: ubiquitin-dependent protein catabolic process; negative regulation of apoptotic process; protein polyubiquitination. NCBI's taxonomy places the organism in Eukaryota, Metazoa, Arthropoda, Insecta, Diptera, Drosophilidae. The record is from RefSeq and is a predicted model, not a curated record.
UUAUUAAAGCAACCACAAAAUCUCAUUACUCAUAUGGCUCAGUUCCUGUUGCCGCCCGAGGGUACAGUGCUUGGCAAUGAAUUGAUAUUACUCCAUGCAAGCGUCAAAUUUAAGGGCCUUGUGGAUCGGUUCAGCGGCAAUUGUUACAUGGCGCUUUUGAUCUAUAAUAUGCAAGUAUCUUGGCCAUCUAGCAGAGCCAGAAAAAAGAGUUUGCCGCGCGGCGUGCUUAAAUUGUGUUUGAGGUAUGAGAUUGGAAUCUCGUCGUUAUCAAGCUCUGGAGAUCCGGAGCAUCUGCCCGAGCUGCCGCCGGGGGACGAACAGCGCUUGCAACGCGCUGCCCUCCAUCUGCAGCAGAAGUUGAUCUUGCGCGAAUGGCUACGGGAAUAUCGUAUGCAACAUCAUUACCAGCGUCUGCUGGCUGUUGAGGUGGCCUCGUUAGAGGACGUGUACUGGCUCGAGGAUUCGCGUGCCAGCAAGAUACUCGGAAAGGAUUGGCAACUGUGGUCGACUGCGCGUCAAGGGCUGCCCACAUCGAAGGCACAGCUGGACGCUUUGAAGGCCCAGCUGUGGUCAACGGUGGUCAAGUCAAGUCAACAUCAGGACGCCUGGACAUGGGGAGGCAUGCUCGUGGUCUCUGUUUCCGUUGCCGGUCUGGUCACACUCGCCGCGAUGACACAGCCUUCUCUGGCGCCCGAGGCGCGCCACUCGCUGCUGCAGUAUGUAACCGGAAAGUAUCUCCUGCCCGCCAACUGCAGGGUUCAGUGGGACUGGAAGGAUCCGGCCCACGUCGGCGGCACCAUGUGCUUCGUUGUGCGCUUCUUUCAGCGCAACGGCCAGCCGUAUCCCAUCUGUGAUACCGACCAAUUCUUCGUAGAGGUCACCGAAGGCACACGCAAGGUGGUGACAAUCAGUGAGCUCGGCUCAUCUACAGAUCCCAAUAAUGCCAACAUUGCCAAAGUCAAGUUUACGGUUCGCACUGCGGGCCAGUACAACAUUUCCGUACUAAUCGGCGCCAGUCAUAUAGCCGGUUCGCCUUUCGUGCGCAACUUCCUGCCCGGGGCCAUCGAUCCACGCAGAUCACGAUUCAUACGCCCGGCUAGUACGCUCAUCUGCUGCGCCAGUUCUCCGACUCUAAUGCACAUUGAGCCGAGGGACGAAUUUGGCAACGCGUGUAUUUUCGAGCAGUCCGAUGAGGCGUUGCAGGGUUACCGUGUCGCUAUUUACGAUCUACACGGCGUGUCCGUCGAAAAGCUGCAGAACGCCAUUGUUUUCAGCUACGACAGUGUCAAUUCGCGAGUCUCAGUGACUGCUCUCUUUCCAGAACCGACUUGCUUGAAAGCUAGCAUCAGCUAUCGAGAUCAGCAACUUCCCAAUGGGGACUUUGACAUAAUCGUGCUCAGCAGUAGCGACACAACACUCGUUCACAAAAAUAUUGCGUCGCGAAAGCACAAUAUUUGCUACGAGGCGAAGCUGCUGAGUAUUUAUGGAACCACGAAGAGUAAACCGCGAAAGGUGAUGUGCUAUGUGGGGCCGAAACAGAACUCGUUGAUCUUUCAGGUGACGAUCAAGGAAAUGAUUUUGAAGUUCAUACCGAAACGUAUUGCCACCUUUCGGCUGUGUCCGUCGACCAAGUUCCAUUUUCUGCCCCAUCUUGUAACGCAGCUGCAUGGGCCAGUUUUCAUUAUAGACGAUGGAGCCCAGCCUCGUAUUGAACUUGCCUCGAAGGACCGCAACAUCAUAGCUGCAACCUUUACACAUUUCCUGCUGAAGAACAUUGGUGGCUCAGAGACGUUCAAGGACAAACAGGACUUCUUCUACCACGAAGUGCGCAAAUUCCAUGCCAGCUACUACCACGAGAAGAUGGCGCUCAAAGUAAAUCGCGAAAAGAUCCUCGAAAGCAGUAUGAAGGCCACCAAAGGGUUUAGCGUUUCAGAUUGGUGCGGCAACUUCGAAGUCACCUUCCAGGGAGAGCAGGGUAUCGACUGGGGUGGCCUGCGGCGCGAAUGGUUCGAAUUGGUUUGCAGCGCUCUCUUCGAUUCAAGAAGUGGGCUCUUUUGUACGUUUCACGAUAAGCACCAGGCUCUGGUGCAUCCGAAUCCGACGCGGCCUUCGCAUCUGAAACUAAAGUAUUUUGAGUUUGCCGGCAAAAUUGUGGGCAAAUGUCUGUUCGAGAGCUCUUUAGGCGGCAGCUAUAGACAAUUGGUGCGUGCACGGUUCAGCCGAUCCUUUUUAGCCCAGCUAAUAGGGCUAAGAGUGCAUUAUAAGUACUUCGAGCAGGAUGACCCAGAUUUAUAUUUGUCGAAAAUUAAGUACAUUCUCGAUACGGACUUGGAUGGCACUGACGCACUGGAGUUGUAUUUCGUAGAGGAUGUGUAUGACACCAGCGGCCAACUAAUCAAGUCCAUAGAACUUAUUCCAAAUGGUGCCAGGACUCGUGUAACCAAUGCGACCAAAAAUCAAUAUUUAGAUGCUUUGGCACAGCAGCGACUUUGCAAUAGCGUGAAAGAUGAAGUCGACAGCUUUCUUAAGGGUCUCAAUGCAAUCAUACCAGACAAUUUGCUAAGCAUAUUUGACGAAAACGAAUUGGAGCUACUGAUGUGCGGCACUGGCGAGUACUCGAUAACCGAUUUUAAGUCGCAUCACAUUGCCAAUGGGAACUCGGCAGAGUUUCGACGCGUACUCGCCUGGUUCUGGGCGGCUGUUAGCAAUUUUAGCCAAACAGAAAUGGCCCGUCUCCUGCAGUUCACCACAGGCUGUUCUCAGCUGCCGCCUGGCGGGUUUCAGGAGCUAAAUCCACAAUUCCAAAUAACCGCAGCUCCCACAUUUGGUAAUCUACCCACGGCACACACCUGUUUCAAUCAACUUUGCCUGCCGGACUACGAGAGCUAUGAGCAGUUCGAGAAAUCUCUGCUCCUGGCCAUCAGCGAGGGCAGCGAGGGCUUCGGCAUGGUCUGAGUCAUGGUCAAUGGAAUAUACUUUCUUUAUUUUAUGUUGAUAAGAAAUUACGAAUAAUAUAGUUCCUGUGCUUUGUGUCAUA